UGGGGGAGGUUAAAAUCAAGCAGGAAGUCAAUCCGUUGUGCGAUACGGAGGUGAAAAUCGAUGAAAAUCUUCCGGCGGAAAUCAUGUCUGUGGAAACGGUGCCGACGUCGGCGCCCUCGGAGAAACCGUCCUCAGUUGACGAAACUAACGCGAAUGGCGAUGGAAGUGCGUCCGCGAAAGAAGUGUCCGUGUUAAAGGAAAAGCAAACGAGUGACAGUGAAACGGACAGUAUCAAUAUUGAUCCGAAAACGUACUGUAAGCUUGGGCACUUUCAUCUGCUGCUAGAGGACUACGAGAAAGCUUUAUCAGCGUACCAGAAAUACUAUGCCUUGAAAGCGGAUCACUGGAGAGAUGCACCGUUUUUGUACGGCUUGGGUUUGGUGUACUACCACUACAACGCGUUUAGAUGGUCGAUCAAAUCAUUCCAAAAACUCCUGUACGUCUGUCCGGACUUUACGCGCUCCAAUGAGGUCCACCUGCGGAUCGGGCUUAUGCUGAAGGUGAAUGGCGACUAUGAGCAAUCGCUGAAGCACCUGCAACUAGCGCUGAACGACUCGUCACCGUGUACCCUAGCCCAGCUUGAGAUCCGAUUCCACAUCGCCCAUCUGUAUGAGGUGCAGAACAAGUACAAACCAGCGAAGGAGGCAUACGAGCGGCUACUGGCGAACAAGCAGCUGACGGCGUCACUGAAGGCCGACAUCUACCGGCAGCUGGGAUGGAUGUACCACACCGUUGACAUCCUCGGCGACAAGGCGCAACGGGAGCGGCUCGCGAUCCACUGCCUGCAGAAGUCGAUCGAGGCGGAACCACGCUCGGGACAAACACUCUACUUGCUCGGACGCUGCUUCGCCGGUAUCAACAAGGUGCACGACGCCUUCAUCGCCUACCGGAAUUCGGUGGAAAAAAGCGAAGGCAACGCCGACACAUGGUGCUCCAUUGGAGUACUCUAUCAGCAGCAGAAUCAGCCUAUGGAUGCACUGCAGGCCUACAUAUGUGCCGUGCAGUUAGAUAAGUCUCAUUCUGCCGCCUGGACAAACCUGGGAAUACUGUACGAAAGCUGCAACCAGCCCCGAGACGCGUACGCCUGUUUUCGCAACGCUACGAUCAAUCAGGAUCAGCAAAAGGACCGCACAGUUAGUGCAUGUGAAAAGGCAUUCUUGCCAGGCAGCAAUACUACCGCCACAAAGAGUGCCACCGGAAGUAGUGCGGGAGUGGCCACCGGUGGAUCCUCGUCAGCGGCUACACCUACAACGCCUGGAUCAACUGGAACCGGGUCUGCUACUUCAGCAACAGCAACGGGUACCGCCGCUACACCGGGUGCCAAUAGUGGUGGCGCGUCGGAAAGUAACAAUCUGUCAUCUGGUGGAUCUUCAGCGUGUGUCGAGUCGAGCAACGCAAAUACGAGGGCGGCUAGCCUUACCCAACGUAUUAAGUUUCUACAGCAGCAUCUCGGUAACGCUCCUAUGCCGAGCAUAACGUCCAAGCGUCGGCAGCUACCUUCAAUCGAGGAGGCCUGGAAUUUGCCCAUUUCCAAUGAGAUGAGCUCGCGACAGCAGCAAUCAGCGCAGGCCCAGCAAAGGCAAUUCCAAAAGGGAUACGGACAGGGUGCCCAGUAUCAUCCUGGCCAACAGCAGCAAGUUGGUAGCAACAAUGGCCUUCCCAACAAGCGCUUCAAGACGGAAGAUGGCGCUGCAGUCGGUGGCAGACCAGGUGCGACCGGCGGACAACCGGUUCCACAGUUCUAUCUCAAUCACCACCAGCUGGCGCAGCUCCAGUUCCUGCAAGCCCAAAGCAACCUUAACCCCGCGCAACAGGCUUUGCUGCAAACACUGGCCCACCAGUAUCGGAUGAUGCAGCAACACCAACAGCAACUCCGGCUUCAACAACAGCGUAUGCAGCAGCAGCAACAACAACCAUUCCAGGGUCAGGGUCAACCGACAGGUGGCGUGGGAUUUGUGGCUACUGGAAAUAAAACGCCCCAGACUGGAGUUGUCCCCCAGACGGCCGGGUUUGUGAAUGAUGGGCACUUUUCACCUGCGACCGGACAGUCGCAACAAGCUGCCGGAAUGCCGUAUAAAUCGGCUGGCGGAACGUAUGCACCGUCCGGCUUCCCAGCAGCCGGAAAUCAGUCGACAGGGGCGACGGCGUCUGGUGGGUUCACGCAGAUUUCGUCCACAUCAUCCAACCCCCAGGCCGAUAUAGAACUUCAAGCGUUGCUUUCGUCCAAAGACGACAAGGCUACGUUCGCAGAAACGCUGCUGAAGCAGCUCGGCUCCGAGACGAUGGUGGAUGUGAAAGACGGAAGCCUUCUCGAAUCGACGCCCACAGACGGCAGUAGCAGCAGCAAUACUACCACUUCACCGCCGGUAAAAGCAGAAGCAACCUCGACGACAUUACCAACAGGAGGAGCCGCCGCUGCUGCUGCUGCUGCAAGCAAACGGCAAAUUCUCGCCAAACACGAUAUCAAAAUGGAACCUGUGAUCAAGAUCGAGAAGCUACCGUCGUCACCGUCCGGUUCAUCUUCCGAGGGGGCUCUGAGCGAGUUUGCCGUGUCGAUGACGGCGAAGGAAAUCCAGCAGUUGGUGCGUAAGCAACGACAGCAGCACCAUCACGGUGGCGGAACGUCCGACUCGAAGGAGGUUCCGGCCGUCUGUUCGGUGCUGGCCGCCGAUGCGCCACCUCCCUGCCCACCCGAUUGUCCACCAACGCGGCUCACACGGGAGCAACUACAGCCUCCGACGCCAUCCGUGUUUCUGGAGAACAAAAAGGACGCAUUCAGCCCGCAACUGCAGGAGUUUUGUCUCAAGCAUCCGAUAGCGGUCGUUCGGCAACUCGGAGCGGCACUCAAGCUCGAUCUCGGUCUGUUCUCGACGAAAACGCUCGUCGAGGCAAACCCGGAUCAUAGCGUGGAGGUGCGGACGCAAGUUCACCAAUCGCCGGACGAAAACUGGGAUGGCAACAAGAGCUCGAAAGUUUGGGCGUGCAUCUCACACCGGUCGCAUACCACGAUUGCCAAGUAUGCGCAGUACCAGGCGUCCAGUUUUUCGGACAAAAUAAAGGAGGAGCGCGAUAAGCUGGCGGGUAUUUCGGCUGUCUCUACCAACUCCGACUCGGACUCGAAGGACUCCAUCUCGAACAGCAGUAGUGCUGGUGGGCCGGGCGGAGCCGCCGGUGCUGCAGGAAGUGGUACCGGAAGCAACGGAAAGCGGAAGAAGUGUAAAAACGGCAACAAGAUGUUGCGCUUCGGAACCAACGUCGAUUUAUCGGACGAACGCAAGUGGAAGGCGCAGCUGCAAGAACUACAGAAACUACCACCGUUCGCGAGGGUUGUCUCGGCGGCCAACAUGUUGUCGCACGUGGGUCACAUGAUUCUCGGCAUGAACACGGUACAGUUGUACAUGAAGGUUCCGGGUAGUCGAACACCCGGCCAUCAGGAGAACAACAACUUUUGCUCGAUUAACAUCAACAUCGGGCCGGGCGAUUGCGAGUGGUUCGCGACACCGGAUUCGUACUGGGGCGGCAUACAGGCACUUUGCGAGAAGAACAACAUCAACUACCUGCACGGGUCUUGGUGGCCGGCGCUGGAGGAUCUUUACGCGGAGAAUAUCCCUGUGUACCGGUUUACCCAGCGACCGGGGGAUUUGGUUUGGGUUAAUGCAGGAUGUGUUCACUGGGUACAAGCGAUCGGUUGGUGUAAUAACAUUGCCUGGAAUGUUGGCCCGCUCACAGCCAGACAGUACCAGCUCGCUGUUGAGCGGUACGAGUGGAACAAACUCGAGAGCUACAAGAGUAUCGUGCCGAUGGUGCAUCUGAGUUGGAAUCUGGCGCGGAAUAUCAAGGUUUCCGACCCGAAGAUGUUCGAGUCCAUCAAAACCUGCCUAAUGCAAACGAUGAAGCACUGCAUGCAAAUCCUAGAGUACGUAAAGUCGCUACACGUCGAAGUUCGGUUUCACGGUCGUGGUAAAAACGAGGCUUCGCACUAUUGCGGUCAAUGUGAGGUGGAAGUGUUCAACAUUUUGUUCAUCCGCGAGCAAGAGAAGCGUCACAUCGUGCACUGUAUGGGGUGCGCGCGCAAACAGUCACCCACACUGCAGGGCUUCGUUUGCCUCGAGGAGUACAAACUGGCGGAGCUGAUGCAGGUGUACGAUGCGUUUGUGCUGCACACACCUCCCCCACCACUGCCAGCAAUCGCUCCGUCAGCCUCUCCUCAGCAGAAUUCGGCCGCAAUUGGCUCGACGACGACGACGCAAUCUUCGUCCUCGCCUUCCACAUCUACUACCGGCGCCACUGCCAGCAGCCCCAAUGUAGUGGUAGCAACAUCGUGUUCAUCAUCCUCUACCAGCAGCUCCGUCGGAGCGGGGACCGUCGGUGUCCCGGUGUCCUCGGUGGCAUCGUAAGCUAGUUUCCCCUCGCCCCCUUGUAUUUUCGACCCCACCAAAACGUCCGUCGUGCUAGUAGCCAGCCGCUUCUUCCCCUAUUGUGUGUGCCCCAAGGGCUUCUCUUGCACGGCGCGGCGGCCCUUCACGAAAGAGUUGUAAAUUGUUUUACUCGGUAAGUUUAGUUGUAAUUUAGUUCAAAUGUACGUUUUACCGCAGAAACGAUAGAAUGGUGUAUCCCCUGCUUAUAAUGAUGAUUGUCGGACAGUAGAUGAAGAAAAGGAGAUUAUAUAACGAAAAAUGAAACGAUCGGCAUCUUGUUAGGAUUGCUAGGAGCUCCGCGGAGCUAGCGUUUGAAUAAAAACCUACGUACCCGAAAAGACUUCUUAAUUGUAAAAACGUACUAGAAAUUUCUUUUCAUUUUCGUAAGCUCUUAAAUCCACAAUAAAUUUAUUUGUCCCUGAAUGAUUGUAAAUAGGCGCAAAAACAUGCGGCGGAAGGAGAGUCGUGAUAGCUCUCGGAUAAUUGUAAACAAAAUAACGAAGCGUUUUGAUUUAUCGCAAUCCGCGGUAUAGCGGAGCCCCAGGGGUGUGACGUUAGACACACCCCAACAGUCUUGGCGUGAAUGAAUGGAAAGCAAGAUACUAGCCAAAAUUACUACCGAAUCGGUACGAAAAGUAGUAGAAAAUGGGAAGAGACGCCUAUUUUUUUCUAGGCAUAUGCUAAGCUGUAUAAAUUAAUCAAAUUGUGUUGGUCAGGUUGGCGCAUCUGGCUUGUUUGUCGCGUGCUCUCACAAUUUUUUUUUGUGUUUCACUGUUCAACCCUAAACUUUUUCUUGAUGUGUGUACAGAUUUAAGUAGAUAAUUUAUUUAGUGUCGAUUUUAUGCCAAUUUUAGGGAAGCUGAUGCAAUAGAUUUCAUAUUUUUCGACUCUUGAUUCGGUUUCUAUGUAUUUUUGUAUUCGUCUGUACCUGCGUACAAGCGACAGAAAGGGCAAAAGUGAAUAAAACGUCAUACAUGCAAUGUCAAAUGUUUCCAGCUCAACACCUCGUAUGAUUGCGUAGGGAGUCUUUUUUCAAUGAUUUUAUUUGCAGUUCAACUUUGACGUGUUGUUGUAUGUAUGUUUUGUGUGUAGACGAGGUAUACUCAUUGCCUCGUUUUCGUCUGGUUAGUUGAAAAUAACAAGCACAAAGAUGAAAUUUGUCAAAGACAAAAUUUUGUUUGAUCUUAAUGUGGUGCGAUUAUCCGUUAUGAUAGUUUUGCAUACUGUUUUUGCUUCGGCCUCGGGCGUGUGUGUCGCUGUGUAGAGGAGAAUAGGUUGUCUAUGAUACUAGAAAUUAAACCAAUCGAGAAAAGCUAGCCAACCAAAUAAUCAUAAUAAACGACAAAGACACAAAGAAGCAGAAGUUUACACUAAAAGGAAGGAUAAACAUCUUAAUUACAUUAUCCACCAGCCAACAAUCAUAUUUUGUAUAAAAUUUGCGCAGUGCGCUACAACUCAUUCAGCAAAGAAUAACGAUAAAACCAAAUAGAAAGUUAAGGGAGAUGUAAAAAAAGGAUCAUAAUGACUCGUUUAGAAACCAUUUAUGGAAGGAGUGACUCAUCAUUUUACCACCUCAGGUGGCCACAGAUUAUGAAAACGCAAAACAACAAAUAAUUCUCAGGUUGAACAAAAAUAGAAAAAGGGAAAAACAAUUAUAAAAUUGUGUAUUUAUUGGUAGCGAAACAAUUCAAAAGCAAACACAGUCGAACAAUACUCUUUGAUAGACGUCGUAGUAGAACGUACACGGAAAACAGGAGAAAACCAUAGACAGUGUGUCAGUGUGUGGGUCAUGUAGCUCUGUAACGCAAUAGAAAUGAAAAAAAGAUAAGUUAACAGUUUUUGAUAACUCUCUUACAACGGAUACAUACAAUCGAGACGAAGUUACGAAGUAGCGGAG
Anopheles coustani is the source of this 6315-nucleotide messenger RNA. It is a transcript of the gene Utx, whose product is annotated as histone demethylase UTY. The transcript is spliced from 11 exons. Gene Ontology annotation, molecular function: RNA polymerase II cis-regulatory region sequence-specific DNA binding; protein binding; histone H3K27me2/H3K27me3 demethylase activity. Lineage: Eukaryota; Metazoa; Arthropoda; Insecta; Diptera; Culicidae. Bases 84 to 4397 code for a protein of 1437 amino acids. The record is from RefSeq and is a predicted model, not a curated record. Gene Ontology annotation, biological process: regulation of gene expression. Gene Ontology annotation, cellular component: MLL3/4 complex.